UCAUUUGUGAUCCGAGCACUCUGAGUAGUGUCCGUGUCCUAGUCCUCGGUUGAUUUUCGUAUUUCUGUUGCCAGCCUCGAAAGACAUUCACUCAAAAUUUGGGGAGAUCUGCAUUGGACACACGCAGAUACGAGAAUACACAACUGCAUAUACAUAUAUGUAAAUCGAAACCAGAGGAAGAGGUGGUGUAAUUAUUAAUUUCACUAAUGGCACUCGUUGUGAAGAAAGAUGAUGAUCGCGACGAGGAAGGUGAGUACUCCCCUUUUCAUGGACUUGAGAAGGGAGCAGUUCUUCAAGAAGCUAGAGUUUUUAAUGACCCUCAGCUGGAUCCAAGAAGAUGUUCGCAGGUCAUCACAAAAUUGCUCUAUCUUCUGAAUCAGGGGGAGUCAUUUACAAAGUUUGAAGCCACAGAUGUUUUCUUUGCUGUAACUAAGCUAUUCCAGUCAAAAGAUCUUGUUUUAAGGAGAAUGGUAUAUUUGAUGAUAAAGGAACUCUCCCCCUCAGCUGACGAGGUUAUUAUUGUUACUAGCUCUCUUAUGAAGGACAUGAACAGUAAGACUGAUAUGUAUCGGGCAAAUGCUAUCCGUGUUCUCUGUCGCAUCACUGAUGGCCCUCUUCUCACACAAAUUGAGAGAUACCUGAAGCAAGCUAUUGUUGACAAAAACCCUGUAGUUGCAAGUGCAGCCCUUGUUAGUGGAAUCCAUUUGCUGCAGACUAACCCAGAAAUUGUGAAAAGGUGGACUAAUGAGGUGCAGGAGGCGGUUCAAUCAAGGGCUGCUCUUGUACAGUUUCAUGCACUUGCACUGCUCCACAAGAUACGACAAAAUGAUCGAUUGGCUGCAAGCAAGCUGGUUACAAGCUUAACUAGGGGAACUGUCCGCUCACCUUUGGCCCAGUGCCUCUUAAUUCGUUAUAGUAGUCAGGUCAUCAGAGAAGCAACUGUGAAUAACCAAACUGGUGAUCGACCUUUCUAUGACUACCUUGAAAGUUGUCUUCGUCACAAAGCAGAAAUGGUUAUCUUUGAAGCUGCUAGGGCAAUAACAGAGUUGAAUGACGUGAGUAGUCGGGAAUUAACUCCAGCAAUUACUGUUAUACAACUCUUUUUAAGUUCUUCCAAGCCAGUACUUCGAUUUGCUGCUGUCCGUACUUUAAACAAGGUGGCUAUGACCCGUCCUCUUGCUGUGGCUAACUGUAAUAUAGAUAUGGAGAGCUUGAUUUCUGACCAGAAUAGAAGCAUUGCCACUCUUGCUAUCACCACGCUGUUAAAAACAGGCAAUGAAUCAAGUGUUGAUCGUUUAAUGAAACAAAUAACUAGUUUUAUGUCCGACAUUGCUGAUGAAUUCAAGAUAGUUGUAGUGGAAUCUAUUAGGUCUCUGUGUCUAAAGUUCCCUCUAAAGUACAGAGCUCUGAUGAGUUUCUUGAGCAAUAUACUAAGGGAAGAAGGUGGGUUUGAGUAUAAGAAAGCUAUAGUUGACUCGAUCGUGAUCGUAAUAAGGGACAUCCCAGAUGCAAAAGAAAGUGGCUUGCUUCACCUUUGUGAAUUUAUUGAGGACUGUGAAUUUACAUAUCUUUCGACGCAGAUUCUACACUUUCUCGGAAAUGAGGGUCCAAAAACCUCCGACCCAAGCAAAUACAUUAGGUAUAUCUACAACAGAGUGAUACUCGAAAAUGCAACUGUUCGGGCCAGUGCUGUAAGCACAUUGGCUAAGAUUGGUGCUAUGGUUGAUUCCCUUAAACCACGCAUUUUUACUUUGUUGAGGCGCUGUCUUUAUGACAGUGAUGAUGAGGUUCGUGAUAGAGCUACACUGUAUAUCAGCACACUUGAAGGUGAUGGCACAGUUGUUGAAAGUGAUAAAGAUGUGAAGGAAUUUCUCUUUGGAUCACUUGAUGUACCACUUGUCAACUUGGAAUUAAGUUUGAAGAACUAUGAACCUUCUGAAAAACCUUUUGAUGUGAAUUCUGUUCCCAAGGAGGUUAAAUCUCAGCAACUUGCAGAGAAGAAAGCAGCAGGAAAAAGGGUCACUGGUCUAGAUGCACCACCGGCUCCUACAUCCACAAUUGAUACGUAUGAAAAGCUACUGUCCUCUAUCCCAGAGUUUUCUGGCUUCGGGAAGCUUUUCAAGUCCUCAGCACCAGUGGAGCUGACAGAAGCUGAAACGGAGUAUGCAGUUAAUGCAGUUAAGCACAUAUAUGACAGGCAUGUGGUAGUUCAAUACAAUUGCACGAAUACAAUCCCUGAGCAGCUAUUGGAAAAUGUUUCGGUUAUUGUGGAUGCUUCUGAAGCUGAACAAUUUUCUGAAGUAGGGGUCAAGCCUUUAAGUUCCCUUCCAUACAAUUCACCAGGGCAGACAUUUGUAGCGUUUGAGAAACGGGAAGGUGUCACUUCUGUUGGAAAAUUUUCAAACGUUUUGAGAUUUAUUGUCAAAGAGGUUGAUCCCUCUUCUGAAGAAGUGGAUGAUGAUGGUGUAGAAGACGAGUACCAGUUGGAAGACCUUGAGGUUGUUGCAGCAGAUUACAUACUAAAAGUGGGGGUCUCCAAUUUCAGAAAUGCCUGGGAAAGCAUGGACCCAGAUACAGAAAGAGUUGAGGAGUACGGUCUUGGUACACGGGAAAGCUUAGGAGAAGCUGUUAGUGUUGUGAUGGACCUUCUCGGUUUGCAGCCUUGCGAGGGUACAGAAGUCAUUCCAAACAAUGCUAGAUCACACACAUGUUUAUUAUCUGGCAUAUACAUAGGAAAUGUGAAGGUACUAGUUCGAUUGUCAUUUGGCAUUGUUGGACAUAAAGAGGUGGCAAUGAAGCUCGCUGUUAGAUCUGAUGAUAUUUCUGUCAGUGAUGCCAUUCAUGAAAUAGUAGGCAGCGGUUAGCUGGUGAUGUUGAUCCCGGAAAUUGCUCUAGUUAACCUCUACCUAUAUGCACAUGGAGCUAACGGGUAAUUUCAUGCCUAGUGAAUUAUGAAGAGUUUUGAGCACAAAUAAUUAGUUUCAGAGGAAGAUGUCUGGAACACCUAAAUUCAAGACGAAAUAUAUUUUUCUUUGGAUAUACAAAAGUUUCUGUUGUGCAUGUAACACCUUUGGUGAUCUGAUAUUUAUAAUUUGAACUACUUGGUUAUCAAUAUGAAGGUCAAUUAUAAGAUUCAA
This is a messenger RNA of Daucus carota subsp. sativus, 3137 nucleotides long. Its product is annotated as coatomer subunit gamma-2. Gene Ontology annotation, molecular function: structural molecule activity. Gene Ontology annotation, cellular component: endoplasmic reticulum; endoplasmic reticulum-Golgi intermediate compartment; Golgi membrane. The record is from RefSeq and is a predicted model, not a curated record. The transcript has 18 exons. The coding region runs from base 207 to 2864 and encodes 885 amino acids. Lineage: Eukaryota; Viridiplantae; Streptophyta; Magnoliopsida; Apiales; Apiaceae. Gene Ontology annotation, biological process: intra-Golgi vesicle-mediated transport; endoplasmic reticulum to Golgi vesicle-mediated transport; intracellular protein transport.